Messenger RNA from Drosophila bipectinata, 4185 nucleotides. It is a transcript of the gene Wnt5, whose product is annotated as Wnt oncogene analog 5. NCBI's taxonomy places the organism in Eukaryota, Metazoa, Arthropoda, Insecta, Diptera, Drosophilidae. Gene Ontology annotation, molecular function: frizzled binding; cytokine activity. The record is from RefSeq and is a predicted model, not a curated record. Gene Ontology annotation, biological process: canonical Wnt signaling pathway; multicellular organism development; cell fate commitment. Gene Ontology annotation, cellular component: extracellular region.
CAGUUAUUUUCAAAUUGUUGAUAAGGGUGGACUUCGUGGCGGUGGGUUUAUUGCAGAGCGUACUCGACGACAUUGCACUCGACGCGGUUCGGUUUUCGUUUAAGUUCAACACACAUAUGUACAUGUAUAAAUUUAAAUUAGAAGUGAUCAAAAAACAUCUAACUUAUUCAAAAAACAAAUAAUUGUUUUUCCAAAAAACUCAAAUUUUUGUGAAAAAAAAGUCUACGAUAUGUACAUACUUAAGAAGUGGUAUAAAAACAAACAACAUGAAUGUACAUAUGUACAUAUUUAAAUAAUGUAAUUUGGAAAAUAUCUUAAGGUGUAUAAAAAUAAUUAUGUUUCAAUAAACUAAAGUCAAAAUAAUAUAUCAUAAUAAACAAAACCGUUUUCGUCUAGCUAGCUUUAUAAAAAAAUCAUGCAUGACUCACUUCAAGGAAUUAAAGCAGCUUUAACCGGAAGACGCAUUAAAAAUCAAAAAAAAAAAAAAAUUGUACAUGUAAAUGUUAUGAGGCGCACAUAGUCAAAAUAAAUAUUAUUGAAACUACGGAAUAUUAUUUUUAACAUUUUUUGCCACCUGAACAAAAAAAGUUUGUUCUUUGAUCUUGUUUGUCUAAAAAUGUUUCCUUUAAAGGAAUUCGUUUUUUUAUUUUGGUUUUGGACUUCAUCAAUAUUCUUACCAAAGGCUUAUAGUGAAACAGGAUUACAAGGGGUACCCACAUGGAUAUCCCUUGGUCUUAAGUCACCAUUUAUAGAGUUUGGGAGUCAGGAAGAACAAUUGGCUAACACAAGUAUACCCAUUAAUAUAACUAAAGACGAACAAGCCUAUAUGCAUCAAGAAGGCUUGCGCAAGCUAGGAACAUUCAUUAAGCCUGUUGAUCUACGAGACUCCGAAACGGGUUUUGUAAAACAAGAUCAUACAAAAAGACUUACCUUAACUCCACCUAAUUUGCAAUCACGUUACAUUCAUCCUAUCCAGGAAGAAAUGGAUCAGAAAAAUAUAAUACUUCUUGAUGAUGAUACAGACGAAAACGGUCUGCCUGCUAGUUUAACUGAUGAAGAUCGAAAGUUUAUAGUACCAAUGGCCUUAAAAAAUAUAUCACCUGAUCCCCAAUGGGGUAACAGUAAUUUACCUACUGUUCGACUUUCUAAUACAAAAGAGGCGAUGGAAAAUGUUUCUGAUAGACAAAAUAAUAAUCCCACAGUUCACAACGGUACACCUAUAACGCAAGAAAUUGACCCAACGUCCAAUAUUGAUGAUUUAAAGAAACAUAUUCUUUUUUUGCAUAACAUGACAAAAACAAAUACAAACUUUGAAUCGAAGUUCGUAAAGUUUCCAAGCUUGCAAAAAGACAAACCCAAGCAAAUUGGGACCACAUCUGCCACAAACAAUAAACGUCCUCAACGGCCUUUUUUUCAGUAUGCAGCACCAAUUGCACACCCAACUCGUAAAAUGCCGCAAGACCAUGAAAAUAGCUUCGGCCGGGAAGACGAAAGCAACUUAAAAAAUGAAAAAAGCUUAAAUAAACUUUCGUAUUUUCCAAAACCCAUUAACAAAUCUAGUUCUGUAAUGCUUAUAAAUGAAGGUACAUUUUUAUUAAAGCCUCAAAUGAAUUUAUUAAAUAAAACUGAAUCAUCAACAAAGGAGAGUACAAAUCCUUUAACUAAAAAUACAACUGAUACGGAAACACCUUUACGAACAACCAAAAGACCUGUCUGCCUUCGAAAUCCAGAUUCACCAAAAUGCUUACGUCAGCGUCGAAAGGAGGAACAACAGCGGCAAAGAGAUCGUGAUGAAUGGUUUCGAGGACAAGCUGAAUAUAUACAACCGCGGUUUCAGCCAAUUAUUCAAACCAUCAAUAACACAAAACGAUUUGCCGUAUCCAUCGAAAUACCGGACUCCUUUAAAAUACAAUCUGACGGUGAAUUUCUUUUAAGAGCUCAACGAUCGCCGCUCCGUAGUCGUAAGCCUGAUGAAGUUUCUGAAGAGGACAACUUUGAAAAUCGUUCUCGUAAAACAGAUAAUUUUAAUCAAGAUAUUGUGAUGACAUCUGCAGAAAUAGCUAGCGAUCGAGAAUUCGUUAUAACUAAUAUAGAAAAAAACGAUUCGACUAGACAAAAUAAGCCUAAAAAUGAUUCAUCUAAUAUUCCUAAAGAUUAUUUUGAACCAAUUGAUUUGAAUCCAAAAAAUUGUUAUAAAGUAAGUGGCUUAACGCCGAAUCAAAAAAAACAAUGCAUAAAAAAUACGAGUGUGAUGCCAGCCAUUAGCCGAGGAGCACGUGCAGCAAUUCAAGAAUGCCAAUUUCAAUUUAAAAAUCGCCGUUGGAACUGUAGCGUUACUGAUGAUGAAACGGUGUUUGGUCCUAUUACAAACUUAGCGGCACCUGAAAUGGCUUUUAUUCAUGCUCUGGCAGCUGCAACUGUAACUAGCUUUAUAGCUCGAGCAUGUAGAGAUGGUCAAUUGGCUUCCUGUGGUUGUUCGCGAGGUUCUCGACCCAAACAGCUUCACGAUGAUUGGACUUGGGGUGGAUGUGGUGAUAAUUUGGAGUACGCUUACAAGUUUGCCACUGAUUUUAUUGAUGUUCGGGAAAAGGAAGCUAACAGAGAUGCGCAGCCUGUUACUCGCAAACAAAUACGAGAAACAACAAUUGGAUCUUUAACUUCAGAAAAAACACUCAAAAACUUCCAAACAUCACAGAAAAAUUCCACUGAAUUUUCAAGUAGGGUCGAUAAUAAAAUGUCGCUAUUAAAACCGAAUGUUGCACAAAUGUAUAUCGCCAAUGAAAACAAAAAACCGAAUGUUACGGAAGUACAAACUGGUGGUAAUUCUGACGACAGUUCAAAAACGUAUUUGUUAGAGCUUCAGCAGCGUAUUUCUAAAAAAAUUCCUAAAUCAAAUAUAAAAGGAGAGGAACUGCUAGAAUUACAGGACCAAAUGAAUAAUAAAAUUGUAAAUUUGAAGUUUGUUAAUGGACAUAGUAGUACUACGCAGCGACAAAAAGGAAAACGAAAAAAUCAACGAGCUGUACACGACAUUGGCAAAUUUGUCCCAAAUACUGGCUUUAAAGCCAAAGUCAAUUAUGAAAUUGAAACUAUUUCUCGUAGUCAACAGUCUACUGCAAAAGCAAAAAGCCUCAUGAAUUUACACAAUAAUGAAGCUGGUCGACGAGCUGUAAUUAAGAAAACUCGUAUAACCUGCAAAUGUCACGGAGUUUCCGGAUCGUGCAGUUUAAUUACCUGUUGGCAACAAUUGUCAUCCAUACGAGAGAUCGGUGAUUAUUUACGUGUAAAAUAUGAAGAAGCUACAAAAGUCAAAUUGAAUAAGCGUGGACGACUCCAGGUUAAAGAUUCUCGGUAUAAAAUACCAACAGCUCAUGAUCUGAUUUAUUUAGAUGAAAGUCCAGACUGGUGUCGAACUAGUUACAUGUUGCAAUGGCCAGGUACACAUGGCCGUGUUUGUCGAAAAAACUCAUCGGGAUUGGAAAGCUGUGCUAUUCUUUGCUGUGGUCGAGGCUAUAAUACAAAAAAUAUUAUAGUUAAGGAACGCUGUAAUUGCAAAUUCCAUUGGUGUUGCCAUGUUAAAUGUGAAGUUUGUACAAAGGUACUCGAAGAGCACACGUGUAAAUAAAACCAUAUUUAAAAGUAGUCCAUAAAAAAAUAAACUAUAUAUUUAUUAUAAUAUAGAAAAAUAUUAAAUUUUCCAAAAUAUUUUAUUUGAUUAAUUUUUAUAGACUGGAGUUGAAGGAAAAUAAAGAAGGGUAACUAAAUUCACAUAAACGUAUUUUAAACCCAGUCCUGAUUAAUUUAUAUAUUAAGCUUAAAUUCUUCAAUGUUAAUAGCAUUCAUUUCAUAUUACUACGUACAUAAUUAUUAAAAAUUAAUAAAAACUGAUUUUAAAGUAUAAAUAUAGUUAAAUGUAAACUAAACAUUAAGAGUAGUUUAUUAGUAUAUACAUAAGUGGUAGAAAUCGGCGGCUAUUUUUCAUAAAAAUACUGUGUAAGACUUUUUCUUGCAAUCGAGAAUAUAUUUUCUUUUCUUAUGAGUAAAUACCAUCUUUAUUUUUUUUAAGAACGAUGAGCUGUAUGACGGCAAAAGAGUUUAAAAAUGAUAAUUUUAAAUUUUAGCUAUCAAACGCAUUUUAUAAAUUUAUCGAAUAAUAAACCUUAUUUAAGUCGAGAGACAGUUCAA